Mauremys mutica (yellowpond turtle) is the source of this 2994-nucleotide messenger RNA. RefSeq names its product GA binding protein transcription factor subunit beta 1 (gene GABPB1). The record is from RefSeq and is a predicted model, not a curated record. Bases 269 to 1420 code for a protein of 383 amino acids. Gene Ontology annotation, cellular component: nucleus. Lineage: Eukaryota; Metazoa; Chordata; Testudines; Geoemydidae. The transcript has 9 exons. Gene Ontology annotation, biological process: positive regulation of transcription by RNA polymerase II. Gene Ontology annotation, molecular function: transcription cis-regulatory region binding; protein binding.
CUUCCUGGUGUGGACGGUUGAGCGGUUAGUUCGAAUUAACGCUGCUAAAUUCGAAUUAAAGUCCUAGUGUAGACCAGGCCUUAGAGUCUAUUAUUUAGUUCAGUCUAAUUUGAGGCUGGAGUAACUUUUUAAAAAAAAAGAAAAACCUUCCACAGCUGUGGACAAUAAUGCAAGAAGGAAUAUUAAGUAUUAAACUCUUCACCCAACUUCAACUCUAUUUGAAUGUCCAAAAAAGGUUGCAUGAACGGGUUCGCUGUGUAUUAAGCAGAUGUCCUUGGUAGAUUUGGGAAAGAAGCUUUUAGAAGCAGCACGAGCAGGCCAAGAUGAUGAAGUUCGCAUUUUGAUGGCAAAUGGAGCACCUUUUACCACAGACUGGUUGGGAACAUCACCACUUCAUCUAGCAGCACAGUAUGGGCACUAUUCAACAACAGAAGUAUUACUUCGAGCUGGUGUAAGUCGGGAUGCGAGAACAAAAGUGGACAGAACUCCAUUGCAUAUGGCAGCAUCUGAAGGCCAUGCAAACAUAGUAGAAGUCUUACUUAAGCAUGGUGCUGAUGUUAAUGCAAAGGACAUGCUAAAGAUGACUGCUCUUCACUGGGCUACAGAACACAAUCACCAGGAAGUGGUGGAGCUCUUAAUAAAAUAUGGAGCAGAUGUCCACACACAAAGUAAAUUUUGCAAAACUGCAUUAGAUAUUGCAAUAGACAAUGGGAAUGAAGAUGUAGCAGAAAUAUUACAGAUUGCUAUGCAGAACCAAAUCAAUACAAAUCCAGAGAGUCCUGACACUGUGACAAUACAUGCAGCCACACCACAGUUUAUCAUUGGACCUGGAGGGGUGGUGAACCUUACAGAUGAGACCGGAGUAUCUGCUGUACAAUUUGGAAAUUCAUCAACAUCAGUAUUAGCUACAUUAGCAGCUUUAGCGGAAGCGUCCGCUCCACUGUCCAACUCUUCAGAAACACCAGUUGUAGCAACAGAAGAAGUAGUGACUGCAGAAUCUGUGGAUGGUGCAAUUCAGCAAGUUGUCAGUUCUGGAGGUCAACAAGUUAUUACUAUAGUUACAGAUGGCAUUCAGCUUAGUAAUCUCCAUUCAAUUCCAACCAGUGGAAUAGGUCAGCCAAUCAUUGUGACCAUGCCAGAUGGACAGCAAGUAUUAACAGUACCAGCAACAGACAUUGCUGAAGAAACUGUGAUCAGUGAAGAACCACCAAUCAAGAGGCAGUGCAUUGAGAUUGUUGAAAAUCGUGUGGAAUCUGCAGAAAUAGAAGAGAGAGAAACUCUACAGAAACAGCUGGAUGAGGCAAAUCGAGAAGCACAAAAGUAUCGACAGCAGCUUCUAAAGAAAGAGCAAGAAGCAGAGGCCUAUCGGCAGAAAUUAGAGGCAAUGACCCGUCUCCAGACUAAUAAAGAAGCUGUUUAAAUAUUGAAAUGGACAUAUUGCAAAGUCUGUUACUUUCAGUCAAGAAAACUGCAGUACAAUCUUGAACUGUACACUGUAUAGGUACAGAAAUGGGAUUACAUAAUAGCAAAGAUGCUACAGGUUGAUAACUGGACUUAAGCCAUGAGCUCUGAUGAAUUUCUUGUAACAUAAAAGCUGAAUUUAGAAAUUGUGAAAAGUAUUUAAAAUGAAAUACUGUAAAUAGUUGUUUUUUUACAGUUCCAAAGUGAGUUGAUAAAUCUUUUUGAAGGGAUCCAGAAACACAAGAAGCCAAUGUUUUUGUGAAAUUUUGGAUUUUAGUAUAAAUCUAAUUUCUGAAAAACAGAACAGUUUUAAGGGUGAUGUUGCUGAUUAAGAUUGACAGUUUGAAAAUGAAUUAUGUGACAAAAUGAAUUAAUAGUUAUUGAAUAAGACAUGUCCUGAUGGAAAUCUUUGUACAACUUUAAGUAGUUGUCUUAGAUUUUCUGAAAACCCUUGUUUUAGAAAGUGAAAAUUUUAUAUUUAAUUUCCAAUAUAUCCAAGUAGAUUUACAUGUAUAUGAAGCUAAUAUUUUUUAAACUUUUCAGUUUGUACAUAUGCUGCAUGUUUUUAUAAUUUCUACACACAUCUUGCAUAGGUAUUUUUCAGCAAAGAUGAGGAAAAUUAUGAGGAAAAAAUGUUUAGCCUAAAUGUCAUUUGAAGUAAGCUAGCAGCCAGUUUUAUUGUGAAUGGUAUAUUUCUUGGAAGAAUGUAAUUUGUAAAAAUAAAAAAAAACUUAAUUUACGUAAUACAGACAUUAUUUGAAAAUGCUGACAGUGAGGGGGCAUUGAAACGUCACUUUUCUGUGUCUUAUAACUUUCAUGUGCAAACAUUUUUAAAGUACAGAAGUAUGAAAGACUGUCUCCACAGGAACCCACAUAGCAAUUCCUUUUAAAUAUUCUUGUUAAGCUGUUUCCCCAAUAAUCUUCAGAUUAUCUCAAGGACACAUUUUAUAAACAGACUUUUGCAUUUAAAUUAUGCACCUGGACCUGAAAGUUUGAUGUUGUUUUGGUGCUCUUGUUACCUACCAUCAUUGUGCUUCACUGUGAUAAAUGUCUCUGUGCAGUAAUCUGUAUGAAUACUUAGCAUUUAUAUAGUGCUUUACAUCUUCAAAGUGUUGUAUAAUCAGUAAAGAAUUAAUCAUCACUAUGUCCCCUAUGGUAUGGACAUUAUUGCCCUCAUUUUACAACUGAUGUAAGCGUGAUACAGAGAGGUUAAGUGAUUUGCCCAAGGCCACAUUAAAUCAGUGGCAGACCCGGGAAUAGAACUCAGGAGUUCCCGUCCUUAGGUCAGGCUGCCUUAAGACUGUUUGAUGCCGUGUUACAGUCAAUUUUGAACUAUUGUGCGGAUUCCUUUUUUGUAAAACAUAAGUUGUCUUUUAUUUGUGCUUUGCUUUGUCUUUCCAUGUUUCACUGCUUUUAUGAUAUUGUUUAUAUAAACUUAAACAAAGUCUAGUUUACCUAUACUGUAUUCAAAGGCAUUGCCCUUAAAACUGUACUCUGGCCUACUUUUUCUAUUUUACAAUUAAAUACCUUUUC